GAGAGUGGAGCCUCACGCUGCGGAGAACUACAACUCCUAGCAGCCCCGCGGAGAGCGAGGCGCGGAGGCCCGAGUCACGUGGGCGCCGGGCCUGGGCGGGCUAUUUCUCAGUGCGGCGGCGGCGGCGGCGGCGGCUCGGGGGACCGGGGCCUUUUGUUCGGAGCGGCUGCGGGGGGCCACGGAGCGGCGAGGCCCGCGGCCUUCCCCAGCUCGCUCGGUCCCGGCCGCCCCUUGCGGGGUUGCGGGGCCGCCCCGUGGGCCGCCCGUGGCCUCAGGCGCCGCCGCCCCGCCCUAGGCCCGCCCCGCCCGGCCUGAGGGGAGGAACCGGCCGGACCCCGCCGCGCGGCCCAGCCAGCUCCGGAGUAUUCGCCUCUCCUCGCUGAGCGCUGCACCCGAGGCUACCCCUCGCGCCUUAGGCCGACGCCAUGAAGAUCAAGGAUGCCAAAAAACCCUCUUUCCCGUGGUUUGGCAUGGACAUUGGAGGAACGCUAGUAAAGCUCUCGUACUUUGAACCUAUUGAUAUCACAGCAGAGGAAGAGCAAGAGGAAGUUGAGAGCUUAAAGAGUAUUCGGAAAUACUUGACUUCUAAUGUAGCAUAUGGAUCUACUGGUAUUCGGGAUGUACAUCUUGAACUGAAGGAUUUAACACUUUUUGGACGAAGAGGAAACUUGCACUUUAUCAGAUUUCCAACCCAGGACCUUCCUACUUUUAUCCAAAUGGGAAGAGAUAAAAAUUUCUCUACCUUACAAACGGUGCUGAGUGCUACAGGAGGUGGUGCUUACAAGUUUGAGAAAGAUUUUCGCACAAUUGGAAACCUCCACCUGCACAAACUGGAUGAACUUGACUGCCUUGUAAAGGGCUUGCUGUACAUAGAUUCCGUCAGUUUCAAUGGACAAGCGGAAUGCUAUUAUUUUGCUAAUGCCUCAGAACCUGAGCGAUGCCAAAAGAUGCCUUUUAACCUGGAUGAUCCUUACCCACUGCUGGUAGUGAAUAUUGGCUCAGGAGUCAGUAUUUUAGCAGUCCAUUCCAAAGACAACUAUAAAAGAGUGACUGGGACGAGCCUCGGAGGGGGCACCUUUCUUGGUUUAUGCAGUUUGUUGACUGGCUGUGAAAGUUUUGAAGAGGCUCUGGAAAUGGCAUCCAAAGGUGACAGCACCCAAGCUGAUAGGUUGGUCCGAGAUAUUUAUGGAGGAGAUUAUGAAAGAUUCGGUCUGCCAGGUUGGGCUGUGGCAUCUAGUUUUGGCAAUAUGAUUUAUAAGGAGAAACGAGAAACUGUUAGUAAAGAGGAUCUGGCAAGAGCUACUUUAGUUACUAUCACCAAUAACAUUGGUUCCGUGGCACGAAUGUGUGCUGUUAAUGAGAAAAUAAAUCGAGUUGUCUUCGUUGGGAACUUUUUACGUGUCAAUACUCUCUCGAUGAAACUUUUGGCAUAUGCUUUGGAUUACUGGUCAAAGGGUCAGUUGAAAGCGUUGUUUCUAGAACAUGAGGGAUACUUCGGAGCUGUUGGUGCACUUCUUGGACUGCCAAAUUUCAGCUAAAACGUUGGAGAUCUUUACUAAGGAGUGCCAUUCAGGAGGAACUGAUCCAGAAACUGCAUUCAUUAUUUGUCACUGGGAACCAAAGGAUAAAAGAAUAAUUCUAUUUGUGUUCAUUUUAAAUGUCAGAAUGGUAAGCUUGUGAGCUUUGCCGCAUGGAAAGACCUAUAAUGGGAAGUAUCCCUCAUUGAUGUCCUCCUGUAUGUAUAGAUAGCCAGCGUUCCAUUUUACAUGCAAUACAGCCUCUUGAUUGUUGAACAAUGAUUUUCUAUUUAUUUGAUGCAGCCAACAUUGUAGUACUGUGUGCUCAGACACAAAAUUUAAAAUCUCAAAAAUGUUUGUUUAUGCAAAAUAAUUGAUUCUAAAUAUUUGUUUUUUUUUUCUUUUUUUUUUUAUCCUAAAUGUUUGAGUCUGUUAUGUAUGUUUGGUUACUAGUGAGCAGGAAGUAACAUACUCUCAUAAUUUAUUGUACUGGCAAUCAAAGUUCAUUUUCUGUGACUUAGAAAUGUUAAGGCAAUAUUAAGUAUUAACUAUGGUAGUUUUAUAACAUAUCCUCAGAAAAGCAUGUCUAUAUGACCUCUGCCCAUAAGUAUAAUUUCUCUCAGAUGAUGAGUUGAAAUACUGUGUUUAAACACGAACCUGAAUUUUUCUAUUGAAUCCCUGAAGUUUUUGCACAUAUUUGGUGGCGCAAAAACUUUAUCUCAUGCAUUAAUCAGUAUAUGUGUUAAAAUGUUUACUGUUUGUAAAAUUGAGGGCAUAAUCACAUACUUUGGAGUCUUAUCUAUUAAGUCCUUAGACUGUUCAAAUGGAAUAUGGUCAGAGUGAGUGACAUUCUAUGCUCUUUCUCUACCGUGUGUAUCUCAGGCCCAAAUGUGCAUUUCUUAUCAUUAGAUGUGAACUCUGGAAGCUGAUUUGUACCUUCCAUAAGCAGUAGCAAUGGACAGAAUCAGAUGCUAUCUAAAAGAAUGUUUUAAAGUUAUAUGACUCUGGGCAGCGUUGCUAAAUUGCAGAUGGUUCAAUGUUUAUUGUUUUUGGUCAUAAAAGCAUUGCAGACCAA
Molecule: messenger RNA, 2592 nt
Organism: Mus pahari (shrew mouse)
Lineage: Eukaryota; Metazoa; Chordata; Mammalia; Rodentia; Muridae
Gene: Pank3
Product: pantothenate kinase 3
Exons: 7
Coding region: 426-1538 (370 amino acids)
Biological process (GO): coenzyme A biosynthetic process
Cellular component (GO): cytosol; nucleus
Molecular function (GO): pantothenate kinase activity; ATP binding
Source: RefSeq, a predicted model, not a curated record